AUGGGAACUGAGACUCCCCACUCCCACGGGGGAAACGUGGCUGCUGGGGUCUUGUCUCAGGGAGCCCUCUCGGCCCUCCUGGCCUGGCUCCCAAUGCAGAUCCCACCCUCAGGAGGCCCGCAGAGAACCACCACCUCACGGCGGCAAGGUUCCAAGCCAGCUGCAGUGUGGAGGGAGGACGGGGUACAGGAACGUGAGGUGAAUGCCAGGAAAACGGUGCACUUGCCUGGCGCCAUCCUGCACAGCCAGGAGCAGAGCAGCACCAGCGCCCCCCUGAAAGACAGCAUCCCUGAGAAGCCAGUGUCAUCCAUCCCUCUCACCGGGGACAGCCAGACAGACUCCGACAUCCUGGCAUUCAUCAAGGCCAGACAGAGCAUCCUGCAGAAGAAAUUGGCCUGGGAGUUCUCAACGUGCAGAAGGGCACAGAACCAUGAGUCCAGAAGGAACCCGUCACCUUCAGGAGCUCAGGUCUCCAGUAAGCGUCCAGCCGUGCACUGUGGCCGCAAGGACGGAGUACAGAUGAAGAAGCCCAGGAAUGGCUGCGACAGGCCAGGCUGGACAUCAGAGCCAAGGAUGAGGCAAUGGAAUGCAGGGCACCUUGAGAGCUGGUCCUGACCACACAGACCAAACCCUCCACUGUCCUCCUCACGGCCCGGGAGACAGAGGCCACGCCUUGAUCAGCUGUGUCUCCAGGGAGCCACCCACCUUGCCAGGUCUAAGGACGCUGCAGCACCCAGAGAGCAAUGGAUGGCUCCCGGCAGCUCUGCAGAGAGCGCGAGGCAACACGGGCACCUUGGACCUCACCCCCUCCCCCAGCUACAUGGGGCUCUGCGGGAUGGGAACUGAGACUCCCCACUCCCACGGGGGAAACGUGGCUGCUGGGGUCUUGUCUCAGGGAGCCCUCUCGGCCCUCCUGGCCUGGCUCCCAAUGCAGAUCCCACCCUCAGGAGGCCCGCAGAGAACCACCACCUCACGGCGGCAAGGUUCCAAGCCAGCUGCAGUGUGGAGGGAGGACGGGGUACAGGAACGGUACCAAGAAUGAAGCUAAGAGAAUAAAGCUGCCGCCCAGUGCUCCUUGAUCUCUGUCCUAUAAAUUCGGCACCUCACCACCUGGGGGGAGAGCAGAGAGAACACAGUUUAACUGGCUUAUUUCCUCCAACCCCCACCCCAUCCCGCUCAAGACAGGUAAAAAGAUCAUGCAGAAGACAAACCGUUACGUUCCAAAGCUGGACGGGCCCACAGAGCCCCUCUUGUCCACACCCACACUUAUAUAACUGGGAAACCGGAGCAAAGGCAAGGACCUGGCUUGCAAGUAGCUAGCUGGUGGCACGUGUCCCCUCUUCAGGGGGCUUCCCUGACCGCCCCAACUCAUUACUCUCUAUCCCAUUACUCUGUUUUAUUUUCUUCAUCACUAUGUGACAUACCGCCUUUCUUUAUUUGCUUAUUUCUUGAUGGCCUGCAACCUGUACCCCCCACCAAGAUCAAAGCUGCAUGACAACAGGGACCCAUCUGUCUGCUGCGCAUCACUGUGUCCCCAGCACAAGGUGGCUCUCCACACAUACCCCUUUGAUUAAUGAGCGGCAGAGUCAGAAUGCAGCUCUCCUGCCCCUCGGGCUGCUGUCACUCGCAGGGCUUCACUCUGGCUCUGUGACUGAAGCCUAGGAAGGCAGGGC
Molecule: messenger RNA, 1673 nt
Organism: Manis javanica (Malayan pangolin)
Lineage: Eukaryota; Metazoa; Chordata; Mammalia; Pholidota; Manidae
Source: RefSeq, a predicted model, not a curated record